Silurus meridionalis is the source of this 1913-nucleotide messenger RNA. It is a transcript of the gene clip3, whose product is annotated as CAP-GLY domain containing linker protein 3. The record is from RefSeq and is a predicted model, not a curated record. Gene Ontology annotation, biological process: cytoplasmic microtubule organization. NCBI's taxonomy places the organism in Eukaryota, Metazoa, Chordata, Actinopteri, Siluriformes, Siluridae. Gene Ontology annotation, molecular function: microtubule plus-end binding. Gene Ontology annotation, cellular component: cytoplasm; microtubule plus-end; nucleus.
AGCAGAGAGAAGGGCAACGCAAAAGCAGCAUCCAUCAUCCAACCAUCCGUCCAUCCAUCUAUUCUUCUACCGGGGCUACAGCCAAUCGGUUUAAUAAAGAGAGAAAGAAGCGCCCAGAAGUAGCUGCUUGUUUUCAGGCCACACUCAUAUCUAGAAAAAAUGACUAAAGAGGACACUGCUGAUGUAGAGGAGGCCCAGCCUGCCUCCGAGUUUACCAGUCCAAAACAUGAAUCUCGCAAAAAACCCAUAGUCCACCCAUCUGCCCAAGCUCCACUCCCCAAAGACUAUGCCUUCACAUUCUUUGAUCCGAAUGAUCCAGUCUGUUUGGAGAUUUUGAUAGACCCCUGCACCACCAUUCCUGAGCUGUUUGCUAUAAUCCGUCAGUGGGUCCCACAAGUGCAGCACAAGAUCGACAUAAUUGGGGAAGAGAUUUUAAAGCGUGGAUGUCAUGUUAAUGACCGUGAUGGGCUGACCGAUAUGACUCUACUCCACUACAGCUGCAAAGCAGGGGCUCAUGGAGUUGGUGACCCUGCGGCAGCCCUCAGGCUGACCAAUCAGCUAAUUGCUUUGGGUGCAGAUGUCAGCCUCCGCAGUCGUUGGACCAACAUGAAUGCCCUCCACUAUGCUGCUUAUUUCGAUGUUCCUGAGCUGAUCCGGGUUCUGCUUAAAGCUUCUAAACCUAAAGUACUCAACUCUACCUGCAGUGACUUCUAUUAUGGCACAGCCCUGCACAUUGCUGCCUCCAAUCUCUGCCUGGGAGCUGUCAAAUGUCUUCUGGAACAUGGAGCCAACCCUUCUGUCAGAAAUGACAAGGGCCAAGUCCCUGCUGAUGUAGUUCCUGAUCCCAUGGACAUGACCCUGGACAAAGCAGAAGCAGCCAUGGUGGCUAAAGAACUAAAACAAAUACUGUUAGAUGCCCUUCCUCUCAGCUGUAAUCUUCCUCGCAUCACCUUGCCCAACUAUGACAACAUUCCUGGCAACCUCAUGCUGUCUUCUCUUGGUCUGAAGUUGGGUGACCGAGUGUUUCUGGAUGACAUGAAGACGGGUACACUUCGUUUUUGUGGAACCACUGAGUUUGCUAGUGGCCAGUGGGUGGGCAUUGAGCUGGAUGAGCCAGAAGGCAAGAAUGAUGGGAGUGUAGGUGGAGUCCGUUAUUUCAUCUGCCCUCCCAAACUGGGAAUCUUUGCCCCUGUUUCUAAAAUAAAAAAAGUUGUGGAUCAAACCCCUUCCUCAGUCACCUCCACUCCCAAAACCCCUCGCAUGGACUUUUCCCGUGUCACUGGCAAAAUCAAGAAAGAGAAAAAUAAGAAAGAUCGCGAGAAGUCUUUGAGAAAGAAAUCUCUGUCGGUGGCUAGUCUGGAUCCUGAUGGAGUGAAGAUUGAAGUGGGGGACCAGGUUUUAGUGGCUGGACAGAAACAAGGAAUUGCGUUUUAUGGAAAAACAGACUUUGCACCAGGGUUUUGGUUUGGUGUUGAAUUAGAGCAGCCCACUGGGAAACAUGAUGGUUCUGUGUUUGGAGUUCGCUACUUCAGCUGCCUGCCCAAAUUUGGAGUGUUUGCACCACCUUCACGUGUUCAGAGAAUUGGAGGGCCGAAAGAAUCCCAGGGUGAUGGGAAGCUGGUGAAGAAAGUUCACCAGGUGACUAUGUCCCAGCCAAAGCGUAAUUUCAGUGCGGUGAGGUCUCCCAAAGACAUCACAUCUGAGAACUCCAUAUCCAGGUUGCUGUUCUGCUGCUGGUUUCCCUGGAUGCUACGUGCAGAAAUGCAAUCCUAAACAAUCUGCUUAAUUCCCCUACUUCCCAAAUAUUUCUAUUCUUUUCAAAAUGACACAUUUCUUGUUCAUUCAUUUACAUUUAUUCAUUUGGCAGACGCUUUUUUCAAAGCGACCUACAAAUGAGUUCAAACAUGAAGCUA